AAAGUGCUGCUGGGAAAGGGGUGCUAUCUAAACAUGUCGACAUGGGGAUGAUAAACAGAGCAGUAGCACAGCCUCUGUUGACGUGGUUAACAUUGGAAUUGGGUGUAUUAACAUCUCUAGAAAACGACAUUAAUGCUGUAUACCUGUUCACCUGAUUUGUAUUUCCCGGAGCUGCGUCGCGAAAAGAAAAUCUAAUGGUGGUGGCAACAUGGAGAGUGACCUGAGCCUCCAGGAUAAAAAGGACUUGGACAAGUUCAUUAAGUUUUUUGCCUUGAAGACCGUUCAGGUGAUAGUCCAGGCUCGCCUUGGUGAGAAGAUAUGCACUCGCUCUUCUUCGUCCCCUACUGGUUCUGAUUGGUUUAAUUUAGCAAUCAAAGACAUCCCAGAGGUGACUCAUGAAGCCAAGAAAGCAUUGGCUGGCCAACUCCCUGGCGUUGGGCGCUCAAUGUGCGUGGAGAUCUCCCUUAAGACUUCCGAGGGAGACUCCAUGGAGCUAGAGACUUGGUGCCUGGAAAUGAAUGAAAAGUGUGAUAAAGAUAUAAAAGUGUCAUACACAGUCUACAACCGACUGUCUGUCCUUCUGAAGUCUCUGCUGGCCAUCACCAGAGUAACACCCGCCUAUAAACUGUCCAGAAAACAGGGGCAUGACUAUGUCAUAUUGUACAGGAUCUACUUUGGGGAAGUUCAGAUGAGCGGAUUAGGAGAAGGUUUCCAGACGGUGCGUGUCGGUGUUGUGGGCACCCCUGUUGGUACUAUCACACUGUCCUGCGCCUACCGCACCAACCUGGCGUUUAUGUCCAACAGGCAGUUUGAGCGGUCUGCGCCGAUCAUGGGGAUCAUUGUGGAUCACUUUGUGGACCCUCCCGGUGGUAACCAGCGACCUGCACAUAUGGGUCAGCCCUGCAACUACAGAGCACCAGAUGAUGACGGAGCAACAUUCUCAGGGGUUCAGGAUUCACAGGAGGCUUGCACGACUUCCUUCUCCACUUCCCCUCCCUCUCAGUGUGUCUGUACACUGAGUCCUUCUCCUUCCAAACUGUCUAAAGCCCUCCCUCUGGACAGUCCACAGUUCCCACUGGUUCCUGGAGUUGUCACUCACACUCUGUACACCUCCAGGUUAUGCUACCAGCCUCCUGUCCAAGCAGGAACUGCUGACCUUUGUCACGCUGCUGCCAAUCCAAACCAGACGGUGCAUGCUGGGAAGGAGGAUGGGGUUGUGUUGCAUCCAGCACAGCCACAGCGUGGAGCUGAUGCCCAUCUGACAGCAGAGCACAUCGCCAACGUAGCUGGAAACAGGUUAAUCUCUCUGCAAAUUAAAGCCAAAUUCUGUAUGAGAGACAUCCUAUAUCGGCGGUGUUCAUCUCUUCCCAGUGGCGACAGUGACAUUUUAUCCCAAAGUGGAGAGGGAAGGAGGAGCACUUCUCCCUCCGAUCCAGUCGUGUCUCUCAGUGCAUUCACGAGGAAAGUGGGAGCCUUUGUCAAUAAACCCAACGCACAGCUAACAGCCACUAUGGAUUUGCCAUUUGCUGCAUUUGCUCCCAGAGGCCUGGACUCCGAGGACAAUGACCCAAUGGUCCACCCUCCAGACUCUCCCACCUGCCUGACCCCCCUGCAGGCCAGCCUGCGCUCGCAGGGCUCAGAGGGAUCCGCACAGCAGGACGACUUCGUCAUGGUGGACUUUCGGCCGGCUUUCUCCAAGGACGACUUGCUGCCGAUGGAUUUGGGAACCUUCUACAGGGAGUUCCAAAACCCUCCGCAGCUCACGAGCCUCUCACUUCACAUCAGUUCCCAGUCCAUGGCUGAUGACCUGGAUUCGCUGCCAGAGAAACUGGCCAUCUAUGAGAAAAACAUUGACGAGUUUGACGCGUUUGUGGACAUGCUGCAGUAGAAGAGGGUGGUGACGCCUGGAAUAUAAGCUGUCCUGCAAGAACGAGACUACAGUUGCACUCGAAAUGAUUCCGAUAUCAGUGGAACCUCGGUUUUUGUUACUAAUCCGUCCCAAAAGGCCCAGACAAAAACCGCAUACAUUCUCCCAGGCUGCAACUUGAAACUGUUGUUUCCAAAUGCCCGCAAGGCAUGCUGGGUAGUCAAGCUGCAAUAACUCCUUGUUGACGACCUCAACAUAUUUUGCAAUCAAGAAAGAUUGCUACAAACACGGCAAAAAGUUGUGAGAAAGAAUACCACCAGCUACCCAGCAUGCCUUGCGGCAGGAAUAUAUGAGUGUUUUUUUUGGCAUGGGUAUGGCACGUAGAUAUUUCGAGGAAAAGGCUUCUUGAGACGUCAUCUGUACUUCUGUGAAGAAA
Molecule: messenger RNA, 2303 nt
Organism: Dunckerocampus dactyliophorus (ringed pipefish)
Lineage: Eukaryota; Metazoa; Chordata; Actinopteri; Syngnathiformes; Syngnathidae
Gene: atg13
Product: ATG13 autophagy related 13 homolog (S. cerevisiae)
Exons: 17
Coding region: 209-1888 (559 amino acids)
Biological process (GO): piecemeal microautophagy of the nucleus; mitophagy; protein localization to phagophore assembly site
Cellular component (GO): Atg1/ULK1 kinase complex; extrinsic component of membrane; cytosol
Source: RefSeq, a predicted model, not a curated record